UGGUCUUGGUUGCCAGUUCCACCACCUCAUCCAUUGCUUCAUGGCAGCCUAUGAGACACAUCGAACUCUCGUUCUCAACUCUACUGGCUGGCGAUACUCCCCCAAGGGCUGGGAAACUGUCUUCCAGCCUCUCAGUGAAACAUGCACCAACUACUCUAAAGCAAAUAUAACAUACUGGCCUGGCAAGAAUGAUUCACCAACGAUACGCUUUCCUCCGUCUUACAUCAUGAAUCCCUCUCCAAACAUGUUGCCAUUAGCCAUCCCGAGAGACAUCUCUAAACGACUUUUACGCUUGCAUGGUAAUCCAGGCGUCUGGUGGAUGGGUCAGUUUAUCAAGUAUUUUUUCAAAUUUCAGCCGAACAUGCAAGAAACUAUCAGCAAAACAGAAAAAUCCAUUCAGUUUGAACAUCCCAUUGUGGGUGUACAUGUCAGACGAACCGAUAAACGUACCGAGACAAGUUACCAUAAUGUGGAAGAAUACAUGGAACAGGUUUGAGGAAUACUUUGCCGGACUCCAGCUCUUGGACCCAAAUGUUACACGACGGAUCUACCUAUCUUCUGACGAGCCCAAAGUCUACGAAGAAAUGGAGAAAAAGUACCCUCAUUACAAGAUCCUUUAUCACAGGAAGCAUGUACAAGUGGACCAGGAUAUAACACGGUUCACUGUGACCUCGCUUAGAGAUCUCGUAGUUGAUAUCUACUUCUUGGCUCGUACAGACUACAUCGUUGUCACAUUCACG
Cherax quadricarinatus is the source of this 740-nucleotide messenger RNA. The record is from RefSeq and is a predicted model, not a curated record. NCBI's taxonomy places the organism in Eukaryota, Metazoa, Arthropoda, Malacostraca, Decapoda, Parastacidae.